AUGUUUGUGUCGCGUCGGUCAAUUCAACUACAGCGGUGCGCAUCUCAUCGCGGGCUGGCGACGGCGGCGCUGAGUCGCUUCGAACCGGAGAAGCGUGUGGACUUUGGUAAAUUCACAUCCAAGAUUCGAACUUUACGUGAGAGGUUAAAGCGACCAUUAACCUACGCAGAGAAGGUCCUGUAUAGCCAUCUCGAUGACGAAUUCGACCAGGAUAUCGUUCGGGGCCAGACGCAGUUACGGCUCCGUCCUGUCCGUAUUGCCUGCCAGGAUGCCACCGCGCAGAUGGCCCUGAUACAGUUCAUGUCAGCCGGUAUGGACACAGCUGCAGUGCCUACAACUGUGCAUUGUGACCACCUGAUCGUGAGUCGUGAUGGGGAAGGCCAAGACCUCCCGCGAGCGCUAGAGGCACACCGUGAAGUAUAUGACUUUAUGGGCAGUGCUUGUCAGAAGUAUGGAAUGGGGUUCUGGAAGCCUGGGGCGGGUAUUAUUCACCAGAUUGUGCUGGAGAACUACGCUUAUCCAGCCGGUAUGAUGGUUGGUACUGAUUCUCACACGCCUAACGCGGGUGGAAUGGGCAUGGUUGCUAUCGGUGUUGGGGGUGCAGAUGCUGUUGAUGUUAUGGCCGGUCUGCCGCUCGAAUUGACAGCACCUAGAGUACUUGGUGUACGACUCCACGGCGCAUUGUCUGGAUGGGCGUCGCCCAAGGAUAUUAUCAACAAGCUUGCCGGCCUUAUCUCUGUCAAGGGUGGGACUGGGUCUAUUAUUGAGUACUUUGGACCCGGUACACAGACCCUGUCCGCAACGGGGAUGGCCACGGUGUGCAAUAUGGGCGCUGAGACUGGUGCUACAACCUCGAUAUUUUCCUAUUCCCCCUCCAUGGGCCAGUAUCUACGUGCCAACAGGCGCCCUGAUAUGGCCGCAGCUGUGGAUGGGAUUGCAAAUGAGCUCCAAGCUGAUGCAGGGGCGGAAUAUGACCAGGUCAUCGAUAUUGAUCUGUCAACACUCGAGCCCCUGGUCAAUGGACCCUUCACCCCUGACCUGUCUACUCCCAUUUCAGAGUUUGGUGCGGCUGCAGAGGAAAAUAAGUGGCCAUCCUUGACAGCAGGCCUGAUUGGGUCUUGUACCAACUCAUCAUUCCAAGACUUGGCUAGGGCAGCGAGCGUUGCUCAGCAAGCACUCGACGCUGGGAUUAAACCUGCCAUGCCAUUACUGCUGUCCCCGGGUAGCCUGCAAACACGCCAUACACUAGAGAAAGCCGGUAUUCUGCAGGUGUUUGAGAAGGCUGGAGCCACUAUGCUCCCCAAUGCUUGUGGACCGUGCUGCGGGUCCUGGGAUCGCACUGAUAUGAAGAAGGGAACUGAAAACUCCAUCAUCACCUCAUAUAAUCGUAACUUCUCUGGGCGCCUCGACAGCAAUCCAGCUACGCACGUCUUUCUCGCCUCUCCUGAGAUUGUCAUGGCUAAAGUCUUCUCCAAAGACCUAGGCUUCAAUCCAACAAGUGACACUCUGAACACACCAUCGGGAAAAAGAUUCCAGUUUAAUACUCCAAGCGGAGAGACCCUCCCAAGCGAAGGGUAUCUGGACUCGGAUAGAGCAUACAUUCCACCUCCGUCUGGCGAUCGCUCCAAGCUAGAAGUCGAUAUCCACCCCAGCUCCCAGCGUCUUCAGAAGCUGACGCCUUUCAGCCCUUGGUCGGGGAAAGACUUCAACGAUUGCCUGGUGCUUAUCAAGACCAAGGGCAAAUGCACAACAGACCAUAUCACACCUGCCGGCCCGUGGUUUCGAUUCCGCGGACACCUGGAAAACAUCUCUAACAACACACUCAUCGGCGCCGUAAACGCCGAAACGGGGAAUGUAAACAAGGUCCGCAAUCAACUCACGAACACAGAUGGAGAUGUCCCGGGUACAGCACGACACUACCAAUCCCAGGGUCGACAGUGGGUUGUGAUAGCCGACCAUAACUAUGGGGAAGGGUCAUCCCGUGAACAUGCUGCGCUCCAGCCGCGAUAUCUGGGAGGUGUGGUUAUUAUAGCGAAGAGCUUUGCACGUAUUCACGAGGCAAAUUUGAAGAAACAGGGGAUGCUGGCUGGGACUUUUACUGAUGAGGCAGAUUAUGAUCAGAUUCGGACUUCGGAUUUGAUCAGUAUAGUUAAGCUGGGACAGUUCGCACCAGCGAGACCAUUAACCAUGAAGGUUACUCCUACUGAUGGGCGAGAGGCUUGGGAGACAUCAUUGAAGCAUACGUUUACGCAGGAGCAGAUCGAAUAUUUCAAAGCCGGAAGUGCGCUCAACUUGAUGGCCAAGGGAAUAUGA
This is a messenger RNA of Aspergillus versicolor CBS 583.65, 2313 nucleotides long. RefSeq lists its product as uncharacterized. Lineage: Eukaryota; Fungi; Ascomycota; Eurotiomycetes; Eurotiales; Aspergillaceae. Gene Ontology annotation, biological process: tricarboxylic acid cycle. Bases 1 to 2313 code for a protein of 770 amino acids. The record is from RefSeq and is a predicted model, not a curated record. The transcript is spliced from 3 exons. Gene Ontology annotation, cellular component: mitochondrion; cytosol. Gene Ontology annotation, molecular function: 4 iron, 4 sulfur cluster binding; aconitate hydratase activity.